This is a messenger RNA of Puccinia graminis f. sp. tritici CRL 75-36-700-3, 195 nucleotides long. RefSeq lists its product as uncharacterized. Bases 1 to 195 code for a protein of 64 amino acids. The record is from RefSeq and is a predicted model, not a curated record. The transcript is spliced from 4 exons. Lineage: Eukaryota; Fungi; Basidiomycota; Pucciniomycetes; Pucciniales; Pucciniaceae.
AUGGCCAGUCGACAGGCUGGAAAGGCCAAGCCUUUGAAAGCCCCAAAGAAAGCUACCAAGGAAGAGGAUGAAGAUGAUAAAGCCUUCAAAGCUAAACAAAAAGCAGACGCUGAAGCGAUGAAAGCUCUGCAAGCAAAGGCUUCCGGAAAAGGUCCUCUGGUCACCACUGGAAUUAAGAAGUCUGGCAAGAAAUGA